Camelina sativa (false flax) is the source of this 845-nucleotide messenger RNA. RefSeq names its product agamous-like MADS-box protein AGL62. Gene Ontology annotation, molecular function: DNA-binding transcription factor activity, RNA polymerase II-specific; protein dimerization activity; RNA polymerase II cis-regulatory region sequence-specific DNA binding. Gene Ontology annotation, biological process: regulation of transcription by RNA polymerase II. The record is from RefSeq and is a predicted model, not a curated record. NCBI's taxonomy places the organism in Eukaryota, Viridiplantae, Streptophyta, Magnoliopsida, Brassicales, Brassicaceae.
CCUACUAGAAAUCAAACACUUCGGUUUCUGAAGCAAAGAAUGGGAAGAAAAACUAAGGGGAAGCAAAAGAUCGAGAUGAAGAAGGUUGACAACUAUGGUGAUAGGAUGAUUGCGUUCUCAAAACGUAAAGGCGGAAUUUUCAAGAAAUUGAACGAGCUCGUAUCAAUGUGUGACGUCGAAGUUGCUAUGUUGGUUUUCUCUCAAGCCGGAAAGCCGUAUACGUUCGCAUUUCCGUCCAUGAACGAAGUGGCUGCCCGGUUGAAGAACCCUUCGGGACAAGAACUUUUUGCCAAAGGCCAUACGGGACCGCUAGUGGAAGCUUAUAAGAAACAAAGGAUCCAUGACGGCAUAGUUAAAAUGGAGGCACUUGAGGAGGAGCUUGCACUAGAUCUAGAGGAGUUGAAAGAGGUAAAGAAAUCAAGAAAGGAAAAGAAGUUAGACAAAAAGUGGUGGAACAUUCCUGAGGAUGGCUUGAGCAUGAAGGAGAUGCAGCGAAGGCACCAAGCGCUUGUCGACUUACAUGAUAACUUAUGUGAAUUUUUUUACCCACCAAUGGGGAAAGACGGUGGUAGUUCAUCUUCUGGUAGUUUGGGAUGUGACCAUUCUGGUGGUAGCGCAUCUGAUUAAACUAAUAGUUUAGCAUGCAUGGCUCUCUCUCGAUUGAAAAAGAUGGUGAUGGUUCAUUUGCUGGUUGUGCGGGACGUGGACAGUCUGGUGGUGCGUGACUGCGUGUGUCAUGAUCAUUUUUUUUCUUUCUAUUGUCAAUGUCUUAAAAUAAAGGUUUAGUUCGAUGAUUAUUGAUAUGUUUAACAUAUGAAAAUAUUCAUCAACUUCUCUAUAUCUAU